CCCUUUUGUAUUUUUGCUCUUUUUCAUUACAAUGAAGAGAAUCAUCAUGGAUGGAGAUUUGUGCCUCAGCUUUUCCAUCCUGAGCAUCCCUCCUCCAGCAGAGACUGUCUGGUCUUUGCAGAUUUCCAAACCACCUGAGACCUGACAGCAGGCAGAACACAACGCUUGCAAGGAGCCUGAAGAGGAAGGAAUAUGAAGAUGAGUCUGGGAUGGAUACACACUUGUCUCCCAGAGUGCGCAGGGCAACCACAUCCAGGGCUGAGAGAAUCUGGCCAGGCGGGGUCAUCCCCUAUGUGAUCGGGGGAAAUUUCACUGGAACCCAAAGAGCUAUCUUUAAGCAGGCAAUGAGGCACUGGGAGAAGCACACUUGUGUGACAUUUGUGGAGAGAACUGAUGAAGAGAGCUUCAUUGUGUUCACGUACAGAACAUGUGGAUGUUGCUCAUAUGUGGGUCGACGAGGAGGGGGCCCUCAGGCUAUAUCCAUUGGAAAGAACUGUGACAAGUUUGGCAUUGUGGCUCAUGAGUUGGGUCAUGUGGUGGGAUUCUGGCAUGAACACACACGGCCUGACAGGGAUCAGCAUGUCACAAUCAUCAGAGAGAACAUACAGCAAGGUCAAGAGUACAACUUUUUAAAGAUGGAAGCUGGGGAAGUGAACUCACUAGGAGAGACCUAUGACUUUGACAGCAUCAUGCAUUAUGCUAGGAACACCUUCUCCAGAGGGGUUUUCCUCGACACCAUCCUCCCCCGUCGUGACGAUAAUGGGGUCCGGCCAACUAUUGGGCAGCGUAUUCGCUUGAGUCAGGGAGACAUCGCUCAGGCAAGGAAGUUGUACAAAUGCCCAGCUUGUGGAGAGACCUUGCAAGACUCAACAGGUAAUUUCUCAGCCCCUGGCUUUCCAAAUGGCUACCCCUCCUAUUCCCACUGUGUCUGGAGGAUCUCGGUGACCCCAGGGGAGAAGAUUAUGUUGAAUUUCACAUCCAUGGACCUGUUUAAAAGCCGCCUUUGCUGGUAUGAUUAUGUGGAGGUGCGUGAUGGCUACUGGAGGAAGGCUCCGUUGUUGGGUAGAUUUUGUGGUGACAAGAUUCCUGAACCAGUAAUAUCCACGGACAGCAGGCUGUGGAUUGAGUUCCGGAGCAGCAGUAACAUCCUGGGGAAAGGCUUCUUAGUGGUCUAUGAAGCUAUUUGUGGUGGAGAAAUUCAGAAAGAUGCUGGCCAGAUCCAAUCUCCCAAUUACCCAGAUGACUACAGACCUUCCAAAGAGUGCAUCUGGAAGAUCACAGUUUCUGAGGGUUUUCACAUAGGAAUCACAUUCCAAGCCUUUGAGAUUGAAUGGCACGACGCAUGCUCUUAUGACUACCUGGAGGUCCGGGAUGGCCCCACUGAGCACAGCCCACUGAUCGGCCACUUCUGUGGCUACGAGAAGCCAGAAGACAUCAAAUCCAGUUCAAACAAAGUGUGGAUGAAGUUUGCAUCUGAUGCAACCAUCAAUAAAGCAGGCUUUGCAGCAAAUUUCUUUAAAGAGAUGGAUGAAUGUUCUCUGCCGGACAAUGGUGGUUGUGAGCAGCACUGUGAGAACACACUAGGCAGUUACAAAUGCACCUGCGAGCCUGGCUAUGAGUUGACAGCUGAUAAAAAGAGCUGUGAAGCUGCCUGUGGGGGCUUCAUCACCAAGCUCAAUGGGACCAUUACUAGCCCUGGAUGGCCCAAGGAAUAUCCUACUAACAAAAACUGCGUCUGGCAGGUGGUAGCUCCAGCCCAGUACCGGAUCUCUCUGCAGUUCGAAGUGUUUGAUCUGGAAGGCAAUGAUGUCUGUAAAUAUGACUAUGUUGAGGUUCGUAGUGAACUGGCUUCUGACUCCAAGCUACAUGGCAGAUUCUGUGGCUCAGAGAAGCCUGAAGUAAUCACAUCCUAUGGCAACAAUAUGAGAUUGGAGUUCAAAUCAGACAACACAGUCUCCAAGAAAGGCUUUAAAGUUCACUAUUUCUCUGACAAGGAUGAAUGCUCCAAAGACAAUGGUGGUUGCCAGCACGAAUGUAUCAACACCUUUGGGAGCUAUAUAUGCCAGUGUAGAAAUGGCUUCAUGCUGCAUGAAAAUGGCCAUGACUGUAAAGAAGCUGGUUGUGAGCACAAGCUGAGUGGUGCGGAGGGAAUGAUGAGCAGUCCCAACUGGCCUGACAAGUAUCCCAGCCGGAAAGAGUGCACCUGGGACAUCUCUGCAACACCUGGCCACCGAGUGAAAGUGACCUUCAAUGAGUUUGAGAUUGAACAGCACCAAGAAUGUGCCUAUGACCACCUAGAAAUGUAUGAUGGACCCAACAGCAAGUCACCUAUCCUUGGCCGCUUCUGUGGCAGCAAGAAACCAGCCCCUGUUGUGGCUUCUACCAACAAGAUGUUCCUCAGGUUUUACUCUGAUGCUUCUGUGCAAAGGAGAGGUUUCCAGGCAAAGCAUGGCACAGAGUGUGGUGGGCUCUUAAAGGCUGAAGUACAAACUAAGGAGCUAUAUUCCCAUGCUCAGUUUGGGGACAACAACUACCCAGGUCAAGCCAACUGUGAAUGGGUGAUUGUAGCAGAAGAUGGUUAUGGGGUGGAGCUAAUAUUCCAGAUAUUCGAGAUUGAGGAGGAGGCGGACUGUGGGUACGACUACAUGGAGAUUUAUGAUGGUUACGACAGCACUGCACCCCGUCUGGGACGCUUCUGUGGCUCAGGGCCACUGGAAGAAAUCUACUCUGCAGGGGAUUCCAUCAUGAUUCGAUUCCAUACAGAUGACACCAUCAACAAGAAAGGCUUUCAUGCCCGAUACAUAAGUACCAAAUUUCAGGAUGCAUUGCACAUGAGAAAGUAGUUUGACUGCUCCUCGCAGACAUUGCCCAUAUGAAGAUUGAGACAUUUAACUGUGAUCUUUGUCCUUUUUUUUUCAAAGCUUCUGUGCACCUGGCCAAAAGCAGUGUACAGUAUUUUCUGUAACUAAAACUAAAUGCAGUCUCAAAGGUUUGCCUCUGCAAUUAUUAGCAUGAUCCUUUCUUGUUAACAUACCCAGGACCAAAAAAUUGUCUUCUAAUCAUACCUGCCAGGGCAUAAACGUUGUAUUUUGCACAACUUGCCAUGAGGCUGAGUGAAGCCUGAACUUGAAUUGAGAAAAGCUUUCAUCUCUUGCAUAUCUUGUUUCUAGGUGAUAUUUCCCAAGCAUCCACAUGAGCUGUCUGAACAUAUUUUCUGGUGCAGGUGAUGUGGACAGAUGCCCAGUAGGAUUUUUUCAAAGGACUUUUUGAGCCACUCACUCUCCCCUACCAGCCCAAAGUACUCUGUGCAAUAAGAGAACAACCAGAUGGCUGGACAUCCAUCACUCCUACUGUCCCUUCUAUUUAUCGUCUUGCUUAUUGUUGAGUGGAGAGCAAGGCAGGGGACAGGGACAGUCUUUUUAGGGCUUCUAGCUUCUUGGAUCCCAGUAAAUGAGAAAGGCCUAGUGUCUGAUUAGCAGUAAUUGUCAUGAUGUACAUUGAAUGGAGGUUCUCUGAUGCAGUGCCCAAGGGAAGGAUGGUGGCUGAUAUGGAAAUGUGGUGGGAUGCAAAGCAUGAUUCUGUGAUGGUGGCAAAGCUUAGCAACAGGAAUGCUGACAGCAUGCUCCAGUUACACCACCAAGCAAGGCAGCUCAGAGGACUGUGGCAGCAGUCCAGGCCAUAUCUUAAAUAAGGAAUCUCUCCUCCUCAUUCCACCCAUGCCUGCUUUCUCAGCCUUCUUUUCACUGCUUCCUUUGCUCACUACCAUUUCCCUGUGAGCCCUUCCUUUUCACAGCUGAGCUGCUCUCCCCAGGGCUGCCCACCACAACAUAGGAGUGCUCUGCAACAUCAGCUGGCUGGAGCAUCUCACUGAAGGGAAUGCUGGGGCAGAGGGAGUCUGGGUGUCCCUGAGGGAGAGGGACGCAGGCCAUGCUAUGGGUCAGCUCAGGUGAGCUGUGGGAACCUGUCAAACAUGUGCAACCUGCAGGCAGGGGACUAGGAACAGAAGAGCUCUUCUGGUUUCUGCUUCUUCCCCAUUUGUCACUGGUGCAUGGCCCAGUCUCUUAAUUUCAUGGGAAAGGGGCAAGUGAGAUGGUGACUUAGAGCACUUUGGGCUAUAAGGCUCGUUUGCUCAUGAAAGCUACCAAACCACAGGCUUGAAGAAUUAACAGGUAGCUUGACAUUUCUUUGGGAAAAAGUAGGGAAAACUGCGCUUUUGGGGGAAGCACUGUAAUUGAACUGUUGAUAUGGGAGUU
Molecule: messenger RNA, 4253 nt
Organism: Empidonax traillii (willow flycatcher)
Lineage: Eukaryota; Metazoa; Chordata; Aves; Passeriformes; Tyrannidae
Gene: TLL2
Product: tolloid like 2
Exons: 19
Coding region: 210-2843 (877 amino acids)
Biological process (GO): proteolysis
Molecular function (GO): zinc ion binding; metalloendopeptidase activity; calcium ion binding
Source: RefSeq, a predicted model, not a curated record